Molecule: messenger RNA, 1638 nt
Organism: Plasmodium vivax (malaria parasite P. vivax)
Lineage: Eukaryota; Apicomplexa; Aconoidasida; Haemosporida; Plasmodiidae
Product: aspartyl protease, putative
Exons: 1
Coding region: 1-1638 (545 amino acids)
Biological process (GO): proteolysis
Molecular function (GO): aspartic-type endopeptidase activity
Source: RefSeq, a predicted model, not a curated record
AUGAAGCACAUGGGGGGGUUCAGGACGCUCUUCUGUGGAGCUCUAUUUUUGCUCCAAUUCUGGGGGGAGGCCACGUGCCAUAAGGUAUACAAGGUGGGUUCAGAACCCAUCCCCUGUUCGCAGUGCAAGGACGUACGUGAAUGCAGCGCGUGUCUGUUUGAGGAGCAGGAUUCCCCACAUGCGAUCCACUUGAAGCUGAAUAAGAAGAAGCCAAGUGACCACAGCAAUUUGAAGAAGCACCACGAUUCGCUGAAGCUCGGCGGGGUGAAGUACUACGUGAAGAGGGGAGAAGGAAUUUCAGGCAGUCUGGGUAACCCCUCGGGGCACACCCUGGAUGAUAUAGACAGCAUUAACGAGGAGAUCAGGAUCAGGCGGGAGGAGAGCGCCGGCGUGGGCAGGAACGGCGCAGAGGUUACCGCUUAUGGGGGGAGUGGCCCGUCCGACCGCUUCGCGGGGGUGCAGAGGCACGCGCACGCGGGGGGGGUAAGCGGCGACAUGGCGAGCGGCGAACAGAGGGGAAGCGACGAAAUUGCGAAGGGCGAGAGCUUCAUCGACGUGAAGAACGCCCACGCCGUGGUGGAGCAGACGGAAGAGAACGUCUUCCUAAUCCCCCUGAAGCACCUGCGUGAUAGCCAGUUCGUGGGGACUCUCCUCGUGGGGGUCCCCCCUCAAGAGAUCCACCCCAUCUUUGACACGGGCAGCACAAAUCUGUGGGUGGUUACAACAGACUGUGAGGAGGAGUCUUGCAAAAAGGUUAAGAGGUACAACCCGUAUAAGUCCAAAACGUUUAGGAGAUCAUUCAUAGGGAAGAACCUCCACAUCGUAUUCGGAUCGGGUUCUAUUUCUGGGUCCAUUGGGAAGGAAACGUUCGUCUUAGGAGACCAUACAGUGCGCAACCAGACGUUUGGGUUAGUGGAGAGUGAAUCAAACGACAGCCUAAAUGGAGACAAUAUAUUUGACUACAUCGAUUUUGAGGGCAUUGUAGGGUUGGGGUUUCCAGAAAUGCUAUCAGCAGGGAAGGUCUCUUUUUUUGAUAAUCUACUGAGUCAGAAUAAGAACUUAUCUCCGCAGUUUUCCUUUUACAUAUCUCCGGAGGACAACACGUCUACCUUCCUAGUCGGUGGGGUGAGCAAGUCUUUUUACGAGGGCAGCAUCUACAUGCUUCCCGUGGUGAAGGAGUACUACUGGGAGGUGGAGUUGGAUGGCAUUUACGUGGGGGAGAAAAAAAUUUGUUGUGAGGAGAAGAGCUACGCCAUUUUUGACACGGGCACUUCGUAUAACACCAUGCCUAGUGCUCAGAUGAAGGGGUUUUUUGAUGUGGUUCCUUCUGCCCCCUGCACGGAGGAGAACUACCAGGAGGUGCUGAAGAACUACCCCGUGAUUAAGUACCUGUUUGGCGACUUGGUAAUAGAGCUGCUGCCAGAGGAAUACAUGAUUUUGAAUGAGGAGAGCUGCAUCCCGGCGUACAUGCAAAUUGACGUGCCCUCGGAGAAGAACCACGCCUACCUGCUCGGCAGCAUUGCCUUCAUGCGGCACUACUACACGGUCUUCGUGCGCGGCGCGGGCGGGCAGCCCUCCAUGGUCGGCGUCGCAAAGGCCAGAGCGGCGGCGGAGGCGGCGCAGAAGGUGGCCGAGUGA